Dunckerocampus dactyliophorus (ringed pipefish) is the source of this 1896-nucleotide messenger RNA. It is a transcript of the gene ttll10, whose product is annotated as tubulin tyrosine ligase-like family, member 10. The transcript has 12 exons. Gene Ontology annotation, biological process: protein modification process. Lineage: Eukaryota; Metazoa; Chordata; Actinopteri; Syngnathiformes; Syngnathidae. The record is from RefSeq and is a predicted model, not a curated record. The coding region runs from base 174 to 1721 and encodes 515 amino acids.
GAGGCCCAACUGUACCAGGCAAAGGUUUCCACCAGUCUUCUUGCAUAACUCUGUGAGUGAUAACACUGGUGCAUUCCUCUCAACACACAUCACAGCUGCCAACAUCGUUGCCUUGUUUUUUUAUUCACCCCUCUAGCUUACAUUUAAAUACAGUCUGUCUCACUGCUCUCUGCAUGCGCCGCAGGGACAACAUUGAUAUUAUGCAUGUUCAGAGAAGAGUUAAGAGGAUACCUUUCUAUGUUCUGAGGAGAGAUUUGGGUGAUUUCAUCAAGAGGGUGAUGUCAUCUGACAGCAUGAAGCCCUGCAAUGAGGCCCAAAACGGUGAAUUGGAGAAGCAAGAGGAAGACAAAGAAAUGUCAGAAUUGUUAGCUCCUCCUCAUGAUGUCAUACAGAUAUCAGAAGACGGACUGAUGAAGGGCCGGAAGAAGGAAAUGCAGUCUGGGUAUGGCAAAAGGAGAUUUAACAAGAAGAGGCUGGGCGGACGCUCGGGUGCACGGCAGGUGGGUGGACUCCAUAAGUCCAUCCCCAGAAGCUCGCGGAUGUGCUCCUGCAGAGGCAAGGAGAUGGGACAGCCUGAAGAGGAGCUUGGAGGUGCUGGGCCUUUCUUCUUCAUUGGAGGAGCCAAUGGUGCAGAGAUAGUGAGCACCUACUGUGAAAAGAGAGGAUGGAAGAGGAUCUAUAACAACCACAGGGAUGACUUCAAACUCAAGUGGUGUGAGACCAAAUCUCCAUCCAACUACCUCAACUUCAGAGAAGGUGAACAACUGGUGUAUCAGAUCCCCAACAACAAGGUGCUCACCACCAAGAUCGGCCUGCUCAGCAGUCUAAGGGAGUACGAGCGAGUCAGCAGCAAAGUCAACCACGGCCAAGCACUCAGGAGGCUGAAAAUUGAGGAGUUUAUUCCUACAACCUUCCGUAUGGAUCUAAAACAAGAGCGAGAGGCUUUCUUUGCCCAGCAGGAAGGUGUGAGCAACAACUACGGUCAAAUGUGGAUCUGCAAGCCUACUGGUCUAAACCAGGGCAGAGGGAUCUUUCUGCUGAGGAGCCUGGAGGACAUUGCUGCCUUGAAAGUGAAGUUGCAGGACAUUGAAGACCAACAGGUCAAAGCAAAGACGCUUCUACGCCAACCUCAGGCCCACGUUGUCCAGCACUACAUCCAAAGGCCGCUGCUCUUAAAAGGGAAGAAGUUUGAUGUGCGCUCUUACCUCCUGAUCGCCUGCACGUCACCUUACAUGGUCUUCUUUCACCACGGAUAUGUGCGACUCACCUGUGACCUCUAUGAACCCAGCUCCAACAACCUCUCAGUGCACUUGACCAAUCAGUACAUGCAAAAGAAGAACCCUCUGUACAGCCAAGUGAAGGAGGACACAGUGUGGUCCAUGGAGAGCUUCAAUGUGUACGUCAACGACAGGUUUCAGGCUGCCAAGGGUCUACCAAGGGACUGGGUGCUGGGCCCCUUUACCAGUGACCAGCAGGCACGCAUUUUGACCACUGAGCACGCCCGUACGCCUCUCCGCCCUCCAGACAUGCAACCCGCAAGCUCCAGCCAGGAGCCCAGUCCCCAAAACCUGGCUGGAGGUACCACUCACACUGGCUCUCCUCGUCCAGCAACAACAAGCGUUCAGCGACAAGCGAAAGGGAAAAAGAAAGGGAGCGAGAGAGAGAGACAGAGCACAGCGAUGUGCCUGAGCAGACAACAAGGCGCAUGCAGCAGAUCAUGAGACAGUGUUUCUUUGCUGUCAAAUCCAAGCUGAACUGCAGACUAGGAUUCUUUGACCUGAUUGGCUGUGACUUCAUGGUGGAUGAGGAAUUCAAGGUGUGGCUGUUGGAGAUGAACUGUAAUCCAGCUCUCCAUGUCAACUGUGAGGUGCUGAGGGAGGUCAUACCGCCCACUGU